Molecule: messenger RNA, 2190 nt
Organism: Closterium sp. Yama58-4
Lineage: Eukaryota; Viridiplantae; Streptophyta; Zygnematophyceae; Desmidiales; Closteriaceae
Source: the annotation of a GenBank genome assembly
AUGACUGGAGAGUCAGAGGCAGGUGGGGAGUUGGAGGAGGGUGGAAGGAACGGGGAGGAGGAGGAGCAUGCAGGGGAGCAGGCUGAGGAGCAGGCAGCAGCAGAGGUGCCUGUUGUUGCUUCGGAUCAACCCAAUCAACGGCUCACAGCGCAUCUGGACUUGAGUGAGGUGAAGCGGCAGCUGCAACGGUCGAAUGAACGGACAGCAGAGCACCUGAAGCACCUGAGAAAUCGCCUGCAUGCGUCGAACGAGUGGACUGCGAAGCACCUGAAGAAAUCGAACCAACAGACCAGGGAGAACCUGAAGCACCUGAAAACUCACCUGGAAACCCACCUGCACGCGUCCAACGAGUGGACGCUUAGCCACCUGAGGAAGGGGCACCAGUGGACGUCUCAGCACCUGAGAGAAUCAAAUCAACGGACCAUGGAGCAUCUGAAGGCGUCGAAUCAACGGACACGAGAGCAGCUGCAGCAUCUGGUUCAUGCCGAGCACCUGGAAAUCAACCUGAAGCACCUGGAGGGGCACCUGGACGUGGGGGCGCUCAAAGCGAGAUUGGAGGCGUCUAACACCAAAACAAAGGAGAGUUUGAAGCGGUCAGGCAGGCAGGCGUCUCACACGGUGCAUGGCGUGGCUGACGUGCUCUCUGUCAUCAGCGCCGCUGCUGCAGCUGCCACUGCUGGUGGUGCUUCUGAAGCUACUUCUAGCUCUGCUUCAGGCUCCGCGGCUUCUCCUCCUCCUCUUCCUCCUCCUCCUCCUCCCCGUGCUGAGUCUCCUGGUCCUGGUACUCUGAAGGGGGGUGCAGCAGGAGGUUCAGAUGGUGGAGAUGUCUCCAAGACUGCGAGCAGUGCGAGCAGCAGUGUGAACAACGGAAGCACUGCGGCGAAGAGCCCUCCUGCGCGCAAUCCGUAUCUGAGUGGCAACUUCCGUCCAGUGGGCACCGAGGUGCUGCAGGAGCUGGACUGCGCUGUGAUUGGCCAGAUUCCCCAGGGUCUGCGCGGUAGGUUCAUCCGCAACGGCCCCAACCCGCAGCUGCCUCCCUCCAGCCCUGCGCUCUACCACUGGUUCGAUGGGGAUGGCAUGACCAAGAACGUGUCCAACAACCAUUUCAUCCUGCACGCUGGUCGCCUCCUCUCCCUCUGGGAAGCAGGCCUGCCCUACUCCCUCAACCCCUCAACGCUCCACACCGAGGCCUGCUCUACUGCCUCGACUUUUGAGUCGACUCAGAAGUCACCUCGCCUCCUCUCUCUCUGGGAAGCAGGCCUGCCCUACUCCCUCAACCCCUCAACGCUCCACACCAAGGGCGUCCACUCGUUUGAUGACACGUGGCGCAGCGGAAUGACAGCUCACCCGAAAGUGGAUCCAAUCACAAACCACAUGAUGAUCUACGGUUACAACCUGACGCACAAGCCAUACCUCCGCUACGGGGUGGUUGACCCCUCGGGCUCUCUCGUUCAUGCCACUGACCUCGACCUGCCACACCCUGUCAUGAUGCAUGAUUUCGCCAUCACACACCACUACAGCAUAUUCCUUGACUUCCCGCUUCGCUUCCAGCUAGACAAGGUCAUUCAGUCACACGGCAAGGCCAAGCCCUUUGUUUUCGACCCUCUGGCAGAUGAGCUGGCGUGUGAUGAGGUGGCACGGCUGCAUGAGUACAGGCUGGACCUGCAAUCCGGAGCAGUGGAGGAGCGCUCCUUGUGCAAGGUCUGCUGCGACUUCCCAUCCAUCAACCCCAAUUUCACGGGUCGCCCGCAUAGAUUCGCUUACUCUGCCCGAUUCACAGCACAGCCCGGCCCAGGCACCACCGUCCCCUCAUUCAACGCCAUCAUGAAGCAUGAUUUUCAGCACGGCACAUAUCAGGUGCAUACCCUCCCACCCGGGAGGUUCUGUGGGGAGCCUGUGUUUGCCCCGUGCCACCACUUCCAGAGCAGAAGCAGGGUGCAGAGCGGUGCAGCGUGGUCAGAUGCAGCUGGAAUGGGUAAAGAUGUGGUGGGACUAGGUGCUGAUGCGGUCGGGAUGGGUGCAGAGGUGGAGGAUGAUGGGUGGGUGUUGGCGCAUGUGUGGGAUGAGGAGGAGAUGCGGAGCGAAGUGAUUGUGCUGGAUGCAAUGAAUCUGGACAAGCUGCCGCUGGCACGGGUCAUUCUUCCCAAGAGAGUACCAUACGGCUUCCAUGGGACGUUUCUUCCUGACUGA